AUGAGACAGCUCAAGUAUCACGAGCAGAAGUUGCUCAAAAAGCAUGACUUUCUCGAUUGGAAGCAAGAUGCUGGUAUGCGCGAGAUCAAAGUGAUGCGACGAUACCACAUUCAAGACCGCGACGACUAUCACAAGUACAAUAAGCUUGUUGGCAAGCUUCGCCACCUCGCGCUGCGACUCUCUACGCUACCUGUGGCGGACCCUUUCCGGGGUAAGCACGAACAGGGCAUGCUUGCCAAGCUGUACGACAUGGGAUUGCUGGAUACGGGUGCCAAGAUGUCUGACAUCACCAACAAGCUCAACGUGUCUGCUUUUUGCAGGAGGCGAUUACCGGUGGUCAUGGUGCGAUUAAAGAUGGCCGAGACGGUGGGCCAGGCGGUCAAGUAUGUCGAGCAGGGUCAUGUAAGAGUGGGCCCGGAUACGAUGAGUGAUCCGGCGUUCAUGGUGACUAGGAACAUGGAGGACUUUGUUACCUGGGUGGAUACGAGCAAGAUCAAGAGGACCAUUGCGAGAUAUAACGAUGAGCUGGACGAUUUCGACUUGCUCUAG
Molecule: messenger RNA, 549 nt
Organism: Mycosarcoma maydis (corn smut)
Lineage: Eukaryota; Fungi; Basidiomycota; Ustilaginomycetes; Ustilaginales
Product: putative U3 small nucleolar ribonucleoprotein component
Exons: 2
Coding region: 1-549 (182 amino acids)
Biological process (GO): rRNA processing
Cellular component (GO): small-subunit processome; small ribosomal subunit; Mpp10 complex
Molecular function (GO): snoRNA binding; rRNA binding; structural constituent of ribosome
Source: RefSeq, a predicted model, not a curated record